GUAACCCGCCCUCUUUAAAAGCCCCACUGCUCCCCCGGCAUCCAGAACUAGCCACUCCUUUCUUGGGCACUGCUGCCAUGAACACCUUCCUGCUCUCUGCACUGUGUCUCCUCUGGGCCUGGGCCGCCCUGGCAGGGGGAGUCACUGUGCAGGAGGGAGAGUCCUCCUUUUCUUUGGAGUCAGUGAAGAAGCUCAAGGACCUGCGGGAGCUCCAGGCGCCCAGCAUCAGGAACCGCCGGAAGGCUGAUGGAUGCCUGGCUCCCAUCCUCUGUAGGUACCCCAACUCUCCCGAAGAACUCAAGCCUAUCUGCCAGCAGCCCGGCGCCCAGCAGAUCCUCCAGAGGCCGGAGACCAUCGCCCAGGACCCGAGCAUGUGUGAAAUCUGUGCCUACGCUGCCUGCGCCGGAUGCUGGGACCGCUGGUGCUCGCUGCCUUCUGCCCCUCCCCUGCAGGAUGCUCCCUCUUCCCGCAGCUCAACCUACCUGCCCCCGAACCAGGAGCGAGCAGCCUGGGGAGGCCCAGCCCCUGACCCCAUCCGAGCUGCUAGGUGCUUCCCAAGAGCCACUCCAACCCUCACCUAA
This is a messenger RNA of Ceratotherium simum simum (southern white rhinoceros), 581 nucleotides long. RefSeq names its product guanylate cyclase activator 2A (gene GUCA2A). Gene Ontology annotation, molecular function: guanylate cyclase activator activity. Lineage: Eukaryota; Metazoa; Chordata; Mammalia; Perissodactyla; Rhinocerotidae. Gene Ontology annotation, cellular component: extracellular region. The record is from RefSeq and is a predicted model, not a curated record.